Penicillium daleae is the source of this 441-nucleotide messenger RNA. RefSeq lists its product as uncharacterized. Lineage: Eukaryota; Fungi; Ascomycota; Eurotiomycetes; Eurotiales; Aspergillaceae. The transcript has 3 exons. The coding region runs from base 1 to 441 and encodes 146 amino acids. The record is from RefSeq and is a predicted model, not a curated record.
AUGUCCUACAAAAUCGCCUACGACGCUGCCCUUGCGCCGCCGCGUGGGCCGGCCAUUGUUGCUUUCAUGGAGGACUUCUACCGCACCAGUGAUACCGAGUCCCUGCAUGAGAAAUAUGUGCAAAGCUUUACGGAAGAUGCGACUUUGAUCAUGGGCCCGAAGGAGGCCAAGGGUGCUACUGAGAUUCUCCCCCUACGCCAUGGCCUGUGGACGCAUGUGGCCUCGCGCAAGCACACUCCGGCCCGAAUCUUCUUCAGCGGCGAGGACGAGAUCAUGCUCUAUGGUGGUGUGAACUACCGACUAAAGGCUGAUCCUGAGAACGAUGUCUACGUGCCUUGGGCUGGGCGGGUGGUGUUUGCGCCGCGGAAGGAGGGAGAGGGUGUGAAGAUGCAGUUCUAUCAGGUGUACCUGGAUCCGUCGGCGCAGUCGGGUAAGAAAUAA